AUGGUAACGAUUGCCGCGCGGUUCCUGAGCCUCACGAGCCACAAGCAGGCGGGCCAAUCAGCGGACAUGCGCCACAUCUCCGACACCGAGUUCUUUUCUUGCCGUGAUAUGGGAUUUUCUCUGCAACGAGCGGCGGCUUCAAACCCUCGCUGUUCGUCCCCACGUGCCGGAGUCCAUCUUGAUAUCGCCUCUUGUGGACGCUCGCGCGGUUAUUGGCGCGGUCCAUUCGAACCUUCCCCCAGUUUGCUCUACACCUGCGCCCUCGCUCUGUACAUACCAACUACGACCACUGAUGGAUCGUUCACUGCUUUGGUCGCCCGCAGACUUUCAGCCAGCCAUAACCAUCUGACGGGCGAGGUCAACGGUGGAGUGACACGGGAAUUUGAUCUCAUCUCAUCCUGA
Messenger RNA from Aspergillus tanneri, 402 nucleotides. RefSeq lists its product as uncharacterized. The transcript has a single exon. The coding region runs from base 1 to 402 and encodes 133 amino acids. NCBI's taxonomy places the organism in Eukaryota, Fungi, Ascomycota, Eurotiomycetes, Eurotiales, Aspergillaceae. The record is from RefSeq and is a predicted model, not a curated record.